Messenger RNA from Colius striatus (speckled mousebird), 1215 nucleotides. It is a transcript of the gene HOMER2, whose product is annotated as homer scaffold protein 2. The record is from RefSeq and is a predicted model, not a curated record. The transcript has 9 exons. Bases 1 to 1155 code for a protein of 384 amino acids. Gene Ontology annotation, molecular function: G protein-coupled glutamate receptor binding; ATP binding; protein serine/threonine kinase activity. Lineage: Eukaryota; Metazoa; Chordata; Aves; Coliiformes; Coliidae. Gene Ontology annotation, cellular component: cytoplasm; dendrite; plasma membrane. Gene Ontology annotation, biological process: regulation of store-operated calcium entry; G protein-coupled glutamate receptor signaling pathway; protein phosphorylation.
AUGUGCGAAGUGGGGACGCGGCCGCCGCUGGCCGCCGAGCGCGGGGAGCCGCCCGGGGGUGCCGCCGCCGCCGCCGAAAGGUGCCGAGAUAUGGGGGAACAGCCCAUCUUCACCACCAGAGCCCAUGUCUUCCAAAUUGACCCCAGCACGAAGAAGAACUGGGUUCCCGCAAGCAAGCAGGCUGUAACUGUUUCCUACUUCUAUGACAGCACGAGAAACAGCUAUCGGAUUAUCAGUGUGGAUGGAGCCAAGGUGAUCAUAAACAGCACAAUCACACCUAACAUGACCUUCACUAAAACAUCUCAGAAGUUUGGCCAGUGGGCAGACAGCAGAGCAAAUACUGUGUUUGGUUUGGGCUUUCCCUCCGAGCAGCAGCUGACAAAGUUUGCAGAGAAAUUCCAAGAAGUAAAAGAAGCUGCCAAACUAGCAAGGGACAGAUCUCAAGAGAAAAUUGAGACCUCAAGCAAUCAUUCCCAGGAAUCCGGACGUGAAACACCAUCUUCCACUCGAGCAUCUAGUGUGAAUGGGACAGAUGAUGAGAAGGCAUCACAUGGUGGUCCUGCUGAGGCACAUCUCAAGUCUGAGAAUGAUAAAUUAAAACUUGCUCUAGCCCAAAGUUCAUCCAAUGUGAAGAAGUGGGAGACAGAGCUGCAGACGCUGCGGGAGAGCAAUGCCCGGCUGAGCACAGCACUGCAGGAGUCUGCCACCAGCAUCGAGCACUGGAAGAAGCAGUUCUCAGCCUGCAAGGAGGAAAACGACCAGCUCAGGAGCAAGAUUGAAGAACUGGAGGAACAGUGCAAUGAAAUAAAUAAAGAGAAAGAAAGAAAUGCACAGCUGAGCAGGCGUCUCCAGGAACUGGAAACAGAACUUCAGGACAAAGAGCUGGAACUGGAAGAGCUCCGAAAGCAGGGUGAAGUUAUACCACAGCUCAUGUCAGAGUGUGAAACUGUAUCUCAACAAUUACAGGCUGCUGAGAAAAAGAACAAAGAUCUCGAAGAGAAAGUCAGAACACUAAGGACAGAAGUUGAAGAGAGCAAACAUAGGCAGACCAACCUUAAAACUGAAUUAAAGAAUUUUUUAGAUGUACUAGACGGGAAGAUAGAUGAAUUACAUGACUUCCGACAAGGACUGUCCAAACUCGGGGUUGACAAUUAGAUGGCAAUAGAUUUUUCUUGUUUCCUUUUUGUAAUCUAGGGUCUGGAUGUUUGAUGUUUU